Molecule: messenger RNA, 2837 nt
Organism: Nothobranchius furzeri (turquoise killifish)
Lineage: Eukaryota; Metazoa; Chordata; Actinopteri; Cyprinodontiformes; Nothobranchiidae
Gene: atoh8
Product: atonal bHLH transcription factor 8
Biological process (GO): sensory organ development; positive regulation of transcription by RNA polymerase II; axon development
Cellular component (GO): nucleus
Molecular function (GO): E-box binding; DNA-binding transcription factor activity, RNA polymerase II-specific; protein dimerization activity
Source: RefSeq, a predicted model, not a curated record
ACACACACACGCACGCACGCACGCACGCACGCACACACACACACAAAGUUCUCAAGGUGCAGACAGAAGCAGUCCUGCUGUUCAGAAGCUUUUAUCUCUGAAUGGUUCAGCAAACCGAACUCCUCCUGAAAAGAUCGUGGUCCUGGUGAGGUUCUGGCCCGGUCCUAGCGCAUUCCAGUCCUGAACCAUAUUUUAUAUAGUUCUGUGUUGUCAAAGCUGAACCAAUAAGAGACACAAAACACCAGACUGUCCAGAGACGGCUCACAACAGCCUGCUCUAAACAGACUUUGUAGUCUCUCUCUCUCUCUGAGCAGGGAGAGGCAGAGAGAGCUCAGCCCAGCAGACGCCAGUAGGAUGAGGAGGAGUGUACGCUCUGCUUUCCAACCACUCAGCUGUGAUCUGGAUCCAGAGCUGUUGCAGAUCCUGCUGCUCCUGGUUUGAGGGGGAACCCAGAACCUGGUGGAUGAAUGAACACACCGCUGGAGGCUGAUUUCUACACCUCUAUGAACACUUUGGGGCAGGACUUUGCAGCAGUUUUCUUCAAGAAGGACUCUAGAACUUCUUUCAUGAAUGGAAAGGUUCCGGGGACACACAAACUGGACUUUGUGACAUAAAUUGGACACACUGUCUCUUCAAUCAACUUGGCGGAUUUUAAAUCUCACUGGUUGCCCUUUGGAAGAGAGGACAUUUGCCCAUGUGGACACAGUACAGCAUGUUUCCAUGGUGAUGCCUAAUCUAGAACAUUCAGAAGGUUCUGGCUGAUUGUGAAGUUGGUAGCACAGCAGUUUUGUGUGGAUUGAAGAGGGUCAGAGUUUGUUAGGAAAGUUGUGCUGUAAAAGUUUCUGUUCUGCUGGCAAGCUGCUCUUCUGUUCAGCAGCUGCUCAGUGUGUGUGUGCGUGUGUGUGUGUGUGUGGUGGGGGGGUUAUUCAGAGUGUUGCUAUGCAGACAGACUGGAGCCAGACUCAGACAGCUUCACUGUGAGCUCCCUCUGAGGCCAGCGCCAGGCUGCACACACACACACACACACACACACACACCUUCAGAACAGAAGAACUGAUCUUGGAACCGUUCAGUCCAGCAGAACCAGUCCUCUAGAGCUGUUCUUGUUUCUGAGCUCAGCUCUGAUUUGGCUUUUCCAGAAGGCGACUCAGACAGACUGGAGCCACAGAAAACCUGCUGGUAAACUAAAGCAGCACAUGACCGGGCACAUCCUGUCCUGCAGCUGAGUGGGACCAUCAACAGCUAAUGUGUGUGUGUGUGCACACACACUUCCCCUCCUGUUGUUGGCUAAACCCAUGCACUGUUCAUGAAGCUGCCUGUCAGACUCAGAGGAACCUCUGUGGUCCUGUUGGGUCUUCACAGUGAGUCCCUGACAUCUUGUGCAGCCUGAAGAACUUUAUCUGGGUGGCUGAUUAGGUUUGUGUUGUUUAAAAUUAUCAUCCUGCCACGAGAUGAAAAAGCCUCACGAGAUCAGCGGCCCCUGGAAUUGUACCAUGAACAAAGAACCAGUGCUGGUCACAGCGCCAGGAACCAAGAAGUUCAAGAGGAAGUCCCGAGAGCCUAAAAGACUUUUCAUUAUUUCUGAGGAUGCAGGAUCAAAAGACUUUCCUGUGGACAUGUCUAAUGGGCACACAGCAGAAGACAGUAUUGUCAGCCCAUUGGUUCCUCACCAGGGACAACUGGUGAUGUCACAGGGGAUGAUGACCAAUAGAAAAGCUCAUUCAGAGACACCAGAAGACAACAUGACACUGGGUCAUGGUAGUGCAAUAGACAUGAGAAUUGGACUCAAUGUGACUGCUAUGUCCUCCAAAAUGUCACAGUCUACAGCCUCCUCACUGUCUCUGCAUGAGAUAUCUCACUGGCCGUCCUCAAUGUCCCAAUCCUUGUCCAAACUGGGAAUCCACUCUAGCCUCCACCUGCCAACACCACCCAGUGGACCACAUUCUCCUGGUGGUCAUGAGUUCCUUCUAGAACCCUCUCUCCUUGGCCAACCUGUUCCUAGAUCCUACCAGUCCUCCCAGAGUCUGGACCACAUGGACACCCACCAGUCCUCCCAGAGUCUGGACCACAUGGACUCCCAGGAUUCUUCCCCCAAGGACUCUCCCAGGAAGCGGGUUGGGAUAGGGCCUCAUGCACGGGGUCAUAUUCCAGAGGUCAAAGCCAUCCAGCAGACCAGGAGGCUUCUAGCCAACGCCAGGGAGAGGACACGAGUCCACACCAUUAGUGCUGCGUUUGAGGCCCUGAGGAAGCAGGUGCCGUGUUACUCCUAUGGACAGAAGCUUUCCAAGCUAGCGAUACUACGGAUUGCCUGCAACUACAUCCUGUCUCUGGCCCAGCUGGCGGAGCUGGACUACAGCUCAGACCGCAGCAUCGUGAGCUUCUCCCAGUGCGUGGAGCAGUGCACUAGGACCCUGCAGGCCGAGGGCAGGAGCAAGAAGAGGAAGGAAUGAAGCUUACGGCGAUGUUGAUGGAGGAACCACCAGCAGAUAGAAGGAAGAGAACACUGAACAGCAGAACACGUGAAAAGGGAGGAGCCUGAUUGAUGCGUUUAGCCAUUAUUUCCUAACAAAUGUCAAACAUAUCAGCGGUUUGUGAUUCAGCUAUGUUCUUAAUAAACUGGACUCAACAGCAGCACUGGUUCGUUUAUCCUGCUGUUACUGAGGGGGCGGGGCCUAAACCUGUUGGAUAUUACUCAUCUCCACAGCACGUUUCUGUUUGUAGUCAUCAUUUAUUUUCCAAUGUUAUUAUACUCUAACUGGUGGUUUAUUUAGGUGGUGUUAUUAACUACAUUACAUUUAAUGACUUGCAUCAAUAAAAAAAGACAUUACAGACCAAAA